Toxorhynchites rutilus septentrionalis is the source of this 4769-nucleotide messenger RNA. Its product is annotated as E3 ubiquitin-protein ligase Nedd-4-like. The transcript is spliced from 14 exons. NCBI's taxonomy places the organism in Eukaryota, Metazoa, Arthropoda, Insecta, Diptera, Culicidae. Gene Ontology annotation, biological process: regulation of dendrite morphogenesis; ubiquitin-dependent protein catabolic process. The coding region runs from base 633 to 3809 and encodes 1058 amino acids. The record is from RefSeq and is a predicted model, not a curated record. Gene Ontology annotation, molecular function: ubiquitin protein ligase activity; protein binding; sodium channel inhibitor activity.
CGCCUCGAGCGAAGAUCCUGCACAGUGAUAAGGAGUGUGAGUGCGCAAUGGAAGUGUAAUUUUCGCUCCGAUGAUGUUUUCGCUGUGGCACGGUGUUUAUUAUUAAAUUAGAAAAAUCCGAAAUCGCAAUCAACAUAUCGUUUGGAGAAAAUUUCAGAAUUCCGUUGGAUUGCUUCCCUCUGCUAGCAUUUUGUUUUCGUUCCGGUGUGUGGUGCAAUCAGUUGGGUGUGUUUCGAUUGGAUUACAUUUUUCCUCGGAGUUAAAAUGCCAUAGUCGACUUUGAUACGAAAAUGACCUGUACGGAAGUCAUUCUGGCUGUCCAACAGUUGUGCGAGAAAAAACAGCGAAAACUCGGUGAUUUUGGAGUGUUUUGUGGUACUUUUCGUGCAUGAUGAUAAAUGCGAUGCUUGUGGGGCUGAGGUCAAACGAAUGAAACAAAAUUUGUCUAUGCUGGAGUCGGAUUAAUCGCGAGAAAUUUGGUUGUAUCUGGCGAAAACAAGAAGGCAAAAAAGAACCAGACGUGAGUUGUUUUUGUUUUUGCUGCACUGCUGUCAUUAUUGAUUGCUUGGAAACGGGGUUGCGAGAACAGAACUUCGUCGUGCCAGCUUGAGAAGUACCUUCUCGCGCGGAUCAUGGCCACUCAUACAGAGUAUGGAUACCUGCCGGGAUCGGAUGAAUUGAAUAAUGAAGAAGGAUCUUGCAAUCGGCUUCGAGUGAAAGUAAUUGCGGGUCAUCAACUUGCCAAGAAGGAUAUAUUUGGGGCCAGUGAUCCCUACGUCCGGAUCGACCUGAACACAAUCACCGGCGACGAGAACAUCGAUUCGGUGCUGACGAAGACCAAGAAAAAAACCCUGAACCCAAAAUGGAACGAGGAGUUUAUCUUCCGGGUGAAACCGAACGAGCACAAGCUGGUGCUCCAGGUGUUCGACGAGAACCGACUGACGAGGGAUGACUUCCUCGGGAUGGUCGAGUUGUCGCUGGCCCAGCUGCCAAAGGAAACCGAGGACACCCAGGUUCCGAUCAAAAGUUACCCUCUGCGGCCACGCAGGUCAGUAGGUGCUCGGUCCAAGGUGCGAGGACAGCUGGAGCUGUAUCACGCCUACAUCCAGGAUCAGAAUACACCCGAGGAGAUAGAUUGGGAAAUUAUUGAGCCAACCAAUUCCAUACCCACUAACACGGAAGUGGGGGCCGCAGAAACUCUUCCUUCCGGCUGGGAGGAACGACAGGAUGCUAAUGGACGCACCUACUACGUGAAUCACUUGGCCCGGUCAACGCAGUGGGAGCGACCGACUGCCGCCCUGAGUCAAUCGACGCAAGACAAUGAUAUGGCCGCCGCUUUCCAGAGACGCGUUCACAUCAGUGUGGAUGAUAACAUAACGGACACCGACACUUUAAGCAUCGACAAUGAAUCGAUAAGUUUGACUAACGAGGAUGAAGAGGAUGGAUCACAGCUUUCGCAACGUACCGAACUAACGCAUGAUCAAGCUGUAGAGACACAGUCGUCACUCUUCAUCGAAGAGGAUUAUGGCCAGGAGGAACAACGGUUGGCUACAAUGGUGCCCCCACAGGAAGACGAGUUCGGUGUUGACGCACUGAGCGUUGCUUUGGAUUACGACUGCGAUGAUGAGUCGAGUAGCGCGAGCAUCACCUCGGAACUGGCAGCAAUGCGGCUCGAUGCUUCGUUAAACAGUUCGGUCGCAUCUCUCGCCAUGGAUGGCAGCAGAUCGGUGGUACCAAGGGGUUCUCCAAGCCCCGCUAGCUUAUCAACUAACGCCGAGGCAACCCGACGAGAGAGUGGGAUUAUCUUCCGCUCCGAAUCGUUGCGUUCACUUCCAACGAUUCGCGUUAGCUCGCCACCGCAGCUACCGGCAGCGUUGGUUCGAAGCCCAAGCCGAGUCUGCUCGGUAGCGCAUCCCUCCAGUGCCGGCGUCAGCCGAAGAAGAAGACUUCCACCGUUGCCAAUUAACCUGCCGCACGGGGAGGAGCAAGCUCUGGACGCAGAGAAUGCUCCUCCUCCCUCGCCGCAAGACAUUCCCGAGUUGAACGAACAAGAGCCCACCGGAGAGGAAGUGGAUCACACAGUUCAGAGUCGAAUUUUGCAGCACCUCAACGAGGGCAGUCGACGCUCGCUGAGCCGCUCCUCGAUCGGUAGUGAUAAUAGUAUUCGGGGCAACGGAACCCCCGCCGGGAGUCAUGCAAACGGGGAGGAUGAAGCGGACAGCGGGGGAGGCGGACGGCGCUCGUCCACCAACAAUAACACCGAUCCGGGCGAUGAUCGUUCGUCGACGCGAUCUUCCACCUCCAACGAGAACGAUUCAUCGAGCAGUAGUCCCGCGGGGCUGGAGGCGGUUCUGCCGGCCGGAUGGUCUAUGCAGCUGGCUCCCAAUGGAAGGGUGUUUUUCAUCGACCACAAUGAGAAGAAGACAUCCUGGGUGGACCCGCGUACCGGGCGAGCCAGUCCGAUGCCGAACGCUUCGAACAAUCCCGCAAUCAGUGAUGCCCGCCGGCCGGAGGAUGGACUGGCACCGCUGCCGGAGGGCUGGGAGGAGCGGGUCCACACGGAUGGGCGGAUUUUCUUCAUCGAUCACAACACGAGGACCACCCAGUGGGAAGAUCCUCGGCUAUCGAUGCCGAACGUGGCUGGACAGGCGGUUCCUUAUUCGAGAGAUUACAAGCGGAAAUACGAGUACCUUAAAGGGCAGCUGAGAAAACCGGCUAACGUCCCGAACAAGAUCGAAAUCAAAAUUCGCCGAGCGUCGAUCCUGGAGGAUUCCUAUCGCAUCAUAAACUCGAUCACGAAGGUGGACCUACUCAAGACCAAACUGUGGAUCGAGUUCGAGGGCGAGGCAGGACUGGACUACGGUGGACUGGCUCGCGAGUGGUUCUACCUGCUGUCCAAGGAGAUGUUCAAUCCUUACUACGGGCUAUUCGAGUACUCGGCGAUGGAUAACUACACGCUGCAGAUAAAUCCGUUCAGUGGGUUGUGCAAUGAGGAUCAUUUGCAUUACUUCAGGUUCAUAGGUCGGGUCGCAGGGAUGGCCGUCUACCACGGCAAACUACUGGACGCGUUCUUCAUCCGUCCGUUCUAUAAGAUGAUGCUGCAGAAGCCGAUCGAUUUGAAGGAUAUGGAAGCGGUGGAUAUGGAGUACUACAACUCGCUGCUCUGGAUCAAAGAGAACGAUCCGAGUGAGCUGAUGCUCACGUUCUGCGUGGACGAGGAAACCUUCGGUUACACCAGUCAAAGGGAACUUAAACCCAACGGAGCGAACAUUGAAGUCACGAAUGAAAAUAAAGACGAGUACAUCAAACUCGUUAUAGAGUGGCGCUUCGUUGCGCGAGUCAAGGAUCAGAUGCAGGCCUUCUUGGACGGGUUUGGCCAGAUCGUUCCGCUGAAUUUGCUGAAGAUUUUCGACGAAAAUGAACUUGAGUUGCUGAUGUGUGGCAUUCAGAGUAUUGACGUUAAGGAUUGGAAGAGGAACACGCUCUACAAGGGUGACUAUUUCGCAAACCACGUUAUAAUUCAGUGGUUCUGGAGAGCGGUGCUUUCGUUCUCUACCGAGAUGCGAGCCCGAUUGCUACAGUUUGUGACCGGAACGAGUCGGGUUCCGAUGAAUGGAUUCAAGGAGCUGUACGGCUCCAAUGGACCUCAGAUGUUUACGAUUGAAAAGUGGGGAACGCCGGAAAAUUAUCCCAGGGCUCAUACGUGCUUCAACCGUCUGGAUUUACCCCCCUAUGAGAGCUACCUUGCGCUGAAGGAUAGACUUAUAAAGGCAAUCGAAGGGAGUCAAGGCUUUGCUGGAGUGGAUUAAAUUCCACUGGUGAAGUGGUAUAUAACUGUAAAUAUGUAUGACGAAAAGGUAAAAUUAUCCAACAUUCCCCUGGGAUUUAGUCACCCUUGGUAAAACAAAAUACUAAACCAGCUAUCGUGUGCAGCGAAAAUAGUGCUUAAGAAUCCUUCUUGAAGUAGUUGAGACAUCCGCGUGUGUCUUUUUUUCAACUCCUCGACUUGUUUUAGUUUUUUUUUCUACUAGAUACAUGACAAUCUGUUAAUAAGGUGCUCUCCUUGCAAACCUUGGAUAUUCUCUUCUAGCUGCCAAAAACUGUAUUCUGAUGAUAGCUUUGAGUGAGUAAAUUUUCCUGUUGAACAAUUUUCUAGCCUAAACGAAACGAAAAACUUUACACGUAAGCAAAUUUAGUCAAAAUUUACUAGUGAUGUUGGCAUUUACAUUUGUUUUGAAUACUUGCCUUAUUCGCGUUAGAACUCGUCCUGGACAAGAUUGGCCCCGCCCCGGAGAGUUCAUUUGCGAUUGCGAUUUAACUGUUGAAACUAUCCUUACAUAUUUUACUGUUCUCUCCAUUUUAAUUGUUCGGUUUCCGUUAGGGUUGUCGCAUAGUUUUAAACUCUUUUUACACGAAAAUAUAUACAUAUAUAUAUAUAUUUAUAAAGAUCCCUCUAAAUGUGAACCAAGCGAAAUUGUUACUUAAGCUGUUAGAGCGUUAUAGACAAUGGAUGGAAAGUUAAAGUGAGGCCGGGAAGGGUGGAUCGAAACCUAAACCAUCGCGUUUGAGAGCUUGAGAGAGAGAGAGGGCUGCAGUGCUACAGGAGCUAUAGAUUAUGAUAAAUACAGUUAUUGCAGUUAUUGCGUUGCCACGGGUGAGCGGAAGGAAGAAGCUAUUAGACGAAAAUCAAAGAAUUAUAGCUAAAUAUUUUCAAAGUAUUUUUAACUCUUAUUACAUAUAUUGAUAAUGGCAUCAUAUUGAACAACAAA